AUGCUAAGUGCUGAAGCCAGUUUAACAGAUCCUAAAGAUUUCAACAUUUGUGCCUUAAAGGUGAAAACAAACCACUUGAGGCUGGAUGUGAUAUGCAGUGUUGAUUAUGAGUGUAUCUCUUGCCUGCUUACAUUUGAACAUCUAAGUCUGAUGUGCAAAGGUGAUCAAGUGUCAUCCCCUAUUAGAUCAUUAGCUGAUGGCCAGACUGUUAAUAAUCCUUACCAAAGGGUAAUUGACUACUUGAAGAACUGUGACAGUUCUGAAAUACAAGCAGCAACAUUUUUUGAAGAGAGAAUAAACCACAUACCGUUUCCAUUUAACCUGAUGCAUGUAUUGCCAAAAUGUCAGCAGGCUGAAUUGUUGCUGUCUACAUUUAUACAAGAUCUCAGUGGCAAUGCUUACAUGGAGAAAAGGAACUCUUCAUCAUCAUCUACUCUUCCAGAAGAUGGGCCAAAUAAUUUGCUUCUUGAUGCUUUGUAUGAGCAUCUGAAAAAGCUUCACAAUAAAGAACUAAACCUGAGUGAUGAUGACUGUGCGAAGUUUCAACAACUGUUAAUAGCAAGACAGAGGGAAGGAAGCACUUAUCCAUUACCAGUUCCUUGCAGUGAUGCAGAUGAUUCUGAUGGAAUACCCAUUCCAAAGUGGAGAUGUUUUCUGAAAGGGAUAAGUGUUACACAUGUAAUGCUGACAUUUGUGCCGGCUACAUACACGGACCUGAAAAAUCUCAUGCUUUCAGGAGAUAUUUGGAUGACCAAAGACACCUUGGCGGUAAACAUCUGGAACAAUGUAGAUGAAAAUUUACAUUUGGAACUUGCCAGUAUUUCAAAUAGUGAACAAAGGGUUAAUGAAAAAGGAGCCAUAUAUUCAAGUUUGGACAGGCUUAGCUCACUUGUAGAUAUUCCGCAAAAAGUAGCUGGUGGCUCCUCGGUCACAGCAACUACUCCAGCAUCUUCAUUGUCUCGUAGGUCAUCAUGUGAUGCUUCACAAAUCCAUGGCAAUAUAGCUCAUUUAAAACUUCAGGCUAGUGGAGAGUCAUCUUGUGACUUUCUCAAUGAAACACCAUUUCGUAUACGAGCUAGUUCUCUGGAUGCAGUAACAAAGCGAACAGUACGUGACAUACCGUAUAAACUCUUCUUAAAAACAGGAUCACUUACUGAAGAUCUUGCUGCCACUGAUGAUUCGGUGCUAAGGAAUAAGCAUUCUGGUGGAGAGAACAGCAGUAGCUCAAAGAUGGGUGUUUCAUAUCAACAGAAAACAUUACUGCAUAAGGCUGAUGAGAUACCAUUGCUAAAAAGAAAACCAUCAUCUAAUUCAACUAGUGAAAAGAAUCAGAGUAGUGCUGAGGAGCGAAAACCUGUAUAUGGUUCAGUUACAUUGCCAGUCUAUAUGUAUGACUGCUCACUCUCUGUUUUAAUGGAAGCUCUAGUGUAUAAAGAUUCUGCUAAUAAAGCAGUUAAAGAUAUUUAUGAUGAUCAGAGGCGUAAAAUUGAAGCUGAACUGACAAGUGAAUAUCUUCCAAACUGUGAAUUUGAUAUAAAGAGCAAGAAAACAGAUGAAACUGGUUACAAACACUCCAAUUCAGAAUCAAAAUCUGAAGACUCCGAUUCCACUUUAGACAGGCCUACUCUAAAACAACACUGCAAAUUAAUUAGUUUGGCAUUCUAUAGAUGCUAUGUUUACACAGUAUUUAAAUCAUUACGGCAGAGUUAUGUUAUGCAUGGAGCAGAUAUUCAGGCUGCAGUUGCUGAAUGUGAAGAAAAUUUGAUUGAGAUUAAUAUCACAAGUUUCUUGAUGACUGCAUGUGGUCACCUCAAGGACAUUCAAACGAACAGUCAGAAAGAUGUGAAUGUUGUGGAAAUAAUACCAAACACUGACAGUGAUGAAAAGAAACAGCCAAAACCAGAUGCAUUAUGUGACACAAAUAAAGAUGGAACAUCUGCAGAACAACUUCAGGAAGCAACUGAAACACUUAAAUUAGAAACAAGAGUAGAAAAUGUUUUAAUGCUUCCAUUGUCAAAACUGCAGGAGUCCGCAAUAUGCAAAGAACUGAAACAGUUGCAUAAUAUGAUCAAACAAAAAUUUAAGAACAUUUUGAGGGUGUAUUUCAAACCUGUUCCCUCACAUCAGGAGUAUUACUUUUGUGAUCCAGACUGGGAAAAGAUACAUAUGGAUAUGGGCUCAUAUGACAUUGAAAUUGAAGGAGAGAUCAGGAAAACGGAAACUGGAGAUGCUGCAGAUGUUGAGACUUUCAAUUCAGAGUUGGUGGAAUUUCAGCCACAGCACUGUGGAAUACCAGUGACUGGCUGGGAGGCUCACCCUCUUCAAACUCCAGAUGAUGCCCGAACGUCGCUUCUCUCUAACAUGGACUCUGAUAGUAUCAGUGAUAUAGAAGAUGAUGACAUAUCAGAUGAAGCACCACCAUUGUUCCUUCAUUUGACCUGCACUAUUCAUGCUAAGGGUAGCUCUGGAAGCUGCACAGUUACAACUUUGCCAACAUGCAUAAGUGAACUAACGGAGUGCUUGGAAAAUCCAGAUGCAGACAUAAAUGUCAGUGGCCUACAGGUAACGUUGGAUGUGUUUUGCCUAACUUUGCCACCCACUGUGGAAUUUGUUACUUCAGAGAAGACAUUAACUGAAAUGAGAAGUACCUCAUUCUGCAGUUCAUCUCCAGUGCCAACAGAUGGAACUAAUUCACCUGUCAGAUCUACACACAGCAGUCUUACAUCAAAUCAUCAGUAUGUUUCGGGGUCUGCAGCUGAUUUUUUGCAGCAUCUUCCAGAUUAUCAACAUAAAGCUGUUGCAACAUCUGUUGAAGAGGUAAAAGGCUUUUGUAUGAAAUCGGUGUUAUGUUUGUUAACAUUGCUUCUUUAUAUUGAAUGGUUGCUGCGUGAUUGGAGAGCAACAUUCCUGCUCGAUGUAUUUCCUAUUCGGGAGGAGACUUUGGAGUUUGUUGCAAAGCAUGUGGGAAGUUCACUCGGUCGUUCAAGUUGCUUGCUUGAAAAAGUUCCUUUACAGUUUGUCUUUGGGCCAAGUCAAAGUCUUGAGAGAUUCAUUCAGGAAUUCAGCAAUUUAGCAGUUAGUGGUUAUCAUCUUAUACAACUUGGACAGUUUUAUUAUCUUGUCAAAAAUAAGACUCGGUCAUCAAGGAGAAACAGUUCUUUAAUUCCAACUGUAGGAAACAAAGUCUCGUAUCAACCACACAUGACCGACUGUGCUGAGCUGUAUGCAGAACCUCGAGAAAGGCUUACAGAUAGAGAGUCAAGUGCAGAGAAUGGAAUACCUGAGAGUGUAACUAACACUACCAUGGAAACUUUGGCCAGUGAAGACAAUAUUUCUGCUGUAAAAAGCCUUUGGAAAAUACAAGACAUAAGUAGUAGGAGGAAAACACAGCUAGAAGACAGUGAUUCUGAUGAAGACUCAGAGUGCCAGAAACAGCGCAGAAAGGAAAAGAAAACUGCCCAGAGUAAAGGAAAAGUAGAACAGUGGGCUUGUUCAGCUGCAGCAGAACAUGAGACACUGUCACUCUCAGCUUCACCAUCCCUCCCUCUUACAGGCCAAGAUAAUGAAAACAGACCCAAUUCAUCAGUAGUCAGAAGCCAGAGUUGUGAAGUUGUACAGUGUGGUGGAGAAGAAUUAAAUCAAGAUGCAGAAGCUGAAACAAUAAUUCCUCCUUUGAACUAUCUACAGUGGAGUAAAAAACAACUAGCUUCUGAGUACAGAAGUGAAGUGUCAAGUCUUGUUGAGAGUGGCCAAGGAACAGAAGAUGGUUAUGAGGGAGACAGUAGUGACUCAGCUGACGAAUGUGAUUGGCUUCAAGAUAUGGAAACACGCAGGCCAUCACUUCCCAACUUCUGGUUAAUUAUGAAAGUAAAUGAAGAUGCUGUAAUUACAUACUUUCAUUGCAGAUUUAAUGAGAUGGAGAAUGAUAAAGUUAGAGCUUACAGAGAUGUUCAGCGGAAUAUGAUCAAAAAUAUUAAGGACCUAUGUAAACUUGUAAAUCAGACAAUGUUGCUACAAAAUUUACAUGACACGCGAAUGUGUGAUCAGCUUUUGGAACCAGAAACGAGUGAAGAUAUAUGGCCUUCAUCAGCAGAACUUUCUCAAUCAUCUAGUCAUCCUGUCAGUCGUUUGAAGUCUACUGAUGAUGGAACAGACAAUGAAUAUCAGUCAAAUUAUUUAGAUGCAACAACAAAAUUUAUGCCUGGAUGGUUUGCAUGUAAUGUUGUUUGGGAAACUUAUUUUUCCCUCCAUCCUCGGUUGAAGACAGGCCCAGGAAAGCCUGCUUUGUCUCGUGGCAUCCAAGCUCUACGUUCUGUUCUGAACCGCUUUUCAGUUAAUAAUCGCAAAAAUAUGUUUGUUUAUCAGGAUCAUACAGGAAAUGUGUUUUAUUUGAGGUUACAUGAAAAUGUGCAUUUAUCUUGCAAGCUUGGUCUCACCGGACCUCCUAAAUCAGACACUGAUGAUAAUUCACCUGGGCCUGUAUCAAGAAGCUCAUCAUUGACCUCAUUAAACAUUUCAACCAGAAAGCAGCCCAGUUUCGUUUCAGAAGAUGGUCUCAGUAGUCAAGCAGAGGAACUAGCUAGGAGAAAAUCAUUUGGGGAAAGAGAUGCACCUGCUGUGCCUAAUGGUUCUGGCUCCAAUGAUGGUGUAGUAGCCUGUGCCACACCACAACCACCAGCUGCGAAGCCUGAUGAUGUUAUAUUUUUAAAAGUUCAUGGUAUUUCUGAAGCAGGUCCAGAAAUAAAAGAAGAACUCAUCCAAGUUCUUCAAAACCGUUUAGAUGAUGCAAUAUUGGAAGUUCUUUCUGUGAUGCUAGCAAGAAAUCCAAUGUGCAAACUUACGCCUGAAGAUGUGCAUUUUAUACAAAAACCCUAUAAAUAUCCAGAAUCAAUAGUGAAGUUUAGUGUACCAAAACAUGCACUGGAACAUAUUCAGGCAUUGGAGUACUAUCUACGCCAGAAUAUACUGCAGUUUUUGUACACUCCAAAGUACACAGAUCCACGCCCUGAAUACCAUUUUCAGGAUUACUCGCAGCCAGAAACAUCAGAGAAAAGAGUACCUGAAACUGAUAUAUUCCUAUACAACCAGAGCCCUGCAUCUGGAAAUAAGGGAAUUGCAUGUAUUGCAAUAGCAGUGGUAGACCAUUCUGAUUUUCUCUUACAUCAUUCAAGGUACCCAAAACCAUCAAGAGAUGCAUACAGUCAAGAAGUAAAUCCCGAAGACUUUGAUUCACUGACAUGUGUGUUACCCAGCUAUGAAGAGAAUUCAGAUGAUUCAGAAGGAAUGGCAUUUAUGGAAUUCCGCAUAUGGAAACAAGGCAGAGUUAACAUUGAAUCUCUGACACUGAAAAUAAAAUCAUCUGUUCGGCAUGCUUUAUGGGAUCUACUAACAGAGUAUCACCUGCUUACAGCACCAUUUACAGUUCCUCUGACUUCUGCUGUGAACCUGAAGACAGCAUCUACUGUUGAAAGACAAUCAUCUCUUCCUGAUGAAGAUACUGUUGCUGAAGAAAUGUCAACCAAAAUGCCCAUGAAGGAAGAUGACACAGCUGUAGCUGGGGACAUUUUAAAUGAGUAUGAAUCUGGAGAAAGUGGAAUUCUGCAUAAGAUGUAUGCCAGUGUAAUUAAUCAGUGGCUUGAAUUUGCUGUUCAGAUAGGAGUUCCAGCUGUGAAAAGGUUCUGUGUUACCCUAACAUCAAGGCAUUCACUGUCUGUGACAGUUAAGGAGCUUAAGAAUCUUGUUGUCUUGAAUGCACAAGACACAACUGCACUAGUGUUUAACAGAGUAACAAAUGAACAUCAGCUUGAGGAGGAGGAAGAUGUAUUUGUACCUGUAAGUGUGUCUGAUAGUGACAUACAUGAUCAGCCAAGGACUGAUUCCAAAAGCCUCAUCGUAGGCAGAAACCUAGCACAGUGGAAGGCAUGCCUAACAGAUGAUGGAGUUUUUGACAAUGAUGUCCUAGAUCCAAAAGCCCAGAAAGGAUUUCAAAAGUUUCCACCCCUUCUUGAGUUAGUGGGAGAGAACACAUGUUUUGUGCCACGUCAGAGGUUUCUUUUUGCUGUUUUAAAUGAGUUGCAGAUGAUUGUCUACACAUAUAACUGGUCCAAAGAUAGAGUGGAAAAUUUGAAUAAACAGGUUCACCUCUUGGGACAGUGGCUAAGUGCACGUUCAGGCCUACUCACGUGUCUGACAGCACAAAAACUUGGACUGUUUCACAACCAGGAAGUUGCUCGAAAACGGCAUACAGGUCUUCAUCCUCAGAGCAUGAAUAUCUACAUGUCACACAUGACAGAAGUGGAGCAACUAAUAAAAUUUUCACCAACUUCAGCACUGCUGAAAGAUUUACCUUCUCGGCGUCAGAUGUCAAGCACGCAUUCCCUCAAUGCAGUAACUCGAAAUGUUUUUCGUGACAGUAAAGUCAGUCGACAACCCUUUAAAAAUUCGUCAACCUCUGAUCCAGUUUUCCAUAUCAUUCAGCAAAUGAUGGAAGCACGGAAUAUGGACAAGAGAGAAGACCAGAAGAAGCUGUAUAUAAUGUGGCAAACACGCGGUGCUACUCCAAACAUACCACUGGAUGAGGAUAUUAUUGAUGUCUUUAAAAGUCAUUCAAGAGUAAUUCAUUAUUGUCUAACUCCAUUGCUGUUUUUGCCAAGAUGGCGUAUCCAAGCAGCUGCCACACGGGACCACUUACUCAGUCUCUCAACCUCAGGGACUUCACCUGUCCUUAGUCGUUCGGUAGAAGAAAAAUGGCACAGUACUUUAUGUGCCAAUUUUGUUCUUGAAUAUAAACAAUAUCUCCAAACACUUGGAUUCAUUACAAUACAGACAAAGCCUGCUGCUGUAAAGAAAAGUCAUAAGCGAUCACAGAAAAAGAAAGAUGAUGAUGAUGGGAAGAAGAGUUUACAGAAUCUUUCCCCCACAGAACUUGUAGAGAGAGGUGUGUGGUAUCUUCAGAAGUCACUUCUUGGCGGGAUUCUUCUGUUUGAAAUCUCAUUUUGUGAGCCAUUUUUGCUUGCAAAGCUGCACGCACUAGAAUGCUCUCGCCUUCAGUCAAAGACAUCUAGUGCUCUAAUAUCUCAGUUUACACUUAGCUUCCUGGAUGAAUGUGAUAAAAUCAAGAUCCUGAUGCAUUUGCAUUCAUUCACAUAUGAUUACCAUUUGAGAAGCAUUGCUGGCUACGUAUCAGGUCGCCAAGCGCUUCUUCGUCAGGGUUAUCAUUUAACCCAUUUUCUGGAAGAUUUUAUGAAGUACUACUCCAAAGCUCCCAAUUUUGCAAGAAACCUUGUAUAUGCAGGAACUUGUUUCAUCUCCAACCUGACAACACCAGCCCGUCAACUUUUCAACUACCUUUUGAGUCAUGAGAAGCAGUAUCGGAUGGAAGUUUUUCGAAUGGUUCCAGUGACUUAUGAAAUUGAUACUCCAUAUGAUAAUGAAUAUGUUCUUGUUCAACUUGAAAAUACACCUCAUAUCACAUAUAAAGAUGCUCAUGAUGUGAAACGUACAGAUGAUUUUGAUAUCACCUUGAUUGUAUCUCAUAAUUCAUUUUUAUAUGAUCAAGCUGAGAAGUCCAUUGAAGAGUCAACAUUACGGCUGAAAUAUUACAUUAUUUUAACAAGUCGCAGGGAACUGUACCCGAAGCUAGAAAUUGAAAGGAAACUUGGAAAGUUCUGCACAGUUUCAACUGCUACACAUGAACAACCACAGCAGCCUUUGCCUGACGACCAAUGCAGUGAUAAGAAUGCUUCUGACAGUGAAACUGUUCACAGCGGGCUUGAAUCAUCAACAAGUUCAGAACAUACAAAGGACAUCAGUGUCCCAACACAAACGCAGAUAAGACAAGAAUCUGUGAACUACUUGGGCUACUAUUCGUCACACGAACAGUUGAUGCAGCAGCUUAUUUUGGAACAAGCAUCCACUUCAUGUAAUCGCAUAAAGAGCAUGGUAGCAAAAGGAAUGGUUGAUUGCAGAACUCAUUUGUUAUGGGAUAAACUUCAGUGUUCUCCAAAAGACACCAAGGAAAUGACAAGUAAUUCGGACCUAACAUAUAGUGAGUUCUGUGAAUUAUGUGAAUUGGCUGUUACUGAACCACUUAGUCAUCUCGACCCUCGUCUUGGUCCACUGUUAUGUCAGCCCAUAACAUGGUAUGAAAACUUAGCAAGAACCCUGCUGUACAAGUAUUCUGAACAUAGCCGCCAUUUUGAAGCACCAGAUGGAAGCACACAACAUAUUGUGAUCCUGCACCCACGAUAUCUUGAAGCAUUUAUGAUGCUUUCCAUUGACUUCCUAACCUCGAGAGGUAAUCUGUGCAUAGUGUAUCGGAAACCACAAGAAGGGGGACAUGCUGCAAAUCAGUUGGAAUUUUGUCAAGAUGACAUCAGGUCAUUAGUUGAAGGAUUUGUGAAUGCUUGCUGCUUCCGUCUUUGGAUUGGAUUAUUAUAGAAUGUGUUGCAGAUGAUAAAGGCAGCAUGGCAUUACACUUUUAAGAAUGUUGUUCACUGUUAAUAAUUGCUGUUUAGUUUUUUUAAUGCCAUGACAUUUUGUAUGAAAUGAUAUAUUUUGAUAUUGAAAAUGGCAUGCAACUUUAUUUUUAAUGUUGUACAUAAAAUCAUAUUUUUGCUAGCGCUAUGUUUAUAAAAAGUAAUAACUCAUUAAAAGAGCUAUUAUUGGGAAUAGCUAUCAGAAAUUAUAUUUUAAAUGUGCUAGUUACCACUAAGUUCAGUGUUUCAAGUUUUCUACCAUACACAGGUCUGCAUACAACAUUUUUGCUAUGCUGCAAAAAGCAUGAAAGGAAGCAGGAAAUGGGUAUUGUUUGUUUCUGUGCUAGAGGGUACACAAAAUAAAUUUAGACAUACCAACCAAAAUUUCAUCCUCAAUAAACAAAAUGUAUUGUAUACAGACUUCGUAACCCAUUAACUUAGUGCUAAUGCAAAGAAAUGAAGGCAAAUGAAUUUGUUCUGAGGUGUGUAGAAUAUUAAAGUCAGUGUAAGAGGGAAAGGGGGAACUGCUGUAAUAAUCCCACAGACACUGCCAAAAACUAUGAAUUUUGUUGAUAAUAUGGUUGAAAUUUAUUUCUUUAGUAUUAUUUUUUGACAAUUUUUAUGGAAUUUGUUCAUGUUAUUGUGCCUUAUUUCUCAGUUGCUGCACAGAAAUGAAGGCAAAUUAAUUAGUUGUAAAAUUUGUAUGUAAUGAAAGUCAGUGCAGGAGAAGAUAUAUAUUUUCAAAAAUGUAUAAUUUUUGUCAACAGUUUUGGUCUGCUAAUAUUUUGUUCCUUUUAAAACAAUUUUUUGUGGAUUUUUAAUUGUUAUUGCACUUUAUCUAGCAUUAAUUCUCCUUCUUUGUUUUUAAAAGUUUCUCAGUCAUGGCCAUUUGGGCUUGACAGUGUUGUAGAUGUGACUAUUAUUUCACAAAGAGAUUGUACUGAUAUAUUUUAUGUUUUAUUACUAUAUACUGAGAGAGAGAAUUUGUGUCUUCAUUCGUAAUUUAACUACAGAAAUGUCUGCUUUCGACAAGAAAGAUAACAUUCAUACAGACUGUUGGCUCAAGUUUUAAUUUAAUGUAGGUACAUGUUAAUUGCACUGAUUAAUAGAGAAAGUUUGUAAACAAGGAUGUAUACAUUUCUCACUGAAAAAAGCACAAUUUGAAAUUUAAGAUCAACAAGAUCUUGGGUGUACAUGAUAUUGCCUAUAGAAUAGACAUACAUAAUUAUGUGAAGGUGGCAAUUCAAUGGAGCUGCUCUUUAACUAAACAAGCAAUGUGCCAAGCUAGAGAAUAAGGAAAAAAAAAAUAGAGAGAUGGUAGUUUCAUUUCUGCUGCAAAUGCCAAAGGUAAUUGUCUGUCUUUUUUGGUUGUUAUUACUAUUAUCAUUAUUGUUAUUUCAGAGAUUUUAUUUUAUGUUACUA
Schistocerca cancellata (South American locust) is the source of this 9899-nucleotide messenger RNA. Its product is annotated as KICSTOR complex protein SZT2-like. The coding region runs from base 1 to 8439 and encodes 2812 amino acids. The record is from RefSeq and is a predicted model, not a curated record. Lineage: Eukaryota; Metazoa; Arthropoda; Insecta; Orthoptera; Acrididae. Gene Ontology annotation, cellular component: peroxisome. The transcript is spliced from 42 exons.